GACUCAGCAAAACAACCAAUCAUUAUCAUUCCCGGCCACGCAUCAGUCACCUAGGUCAAUAAAAAAUCCACAUUCUAGUAAUCCGUUGUCUUCAUCAGUAAAUAGUCUGUGUUUAUUGUGGACCUGCUUUUGUAUAGAAAGUUAUUUUAGUGUAUAUAGCGGAGAUUUGUCAACCUCUUCUGUGUUCAUGAUGUGGUUUCCGAUUAAUUUAAGCCUGUAGACUAAAUCUAACAUCCAUAUGUAUAACGCUUCCACAUUGUUAAUGUUUGUUUUCCUCCACUUUUUUUAUAAUUAUAAUGUAACAGUCACAAAUAUCGGUACCAUUAUUUUAUUUUCCAGCGUAAUCAUGGAGUCCUUGAAAAUGAAUAAUGGUCGUUCUAUCCCAAUCAUUGGUCUCGGAACAUGGAAUAGUCCACCUGGUGAAGUUGGAGUGGCUGUAAAGAAAGCUCUAGAAGUUGGUUAUCGACAUUUGGACUGUGCUUAUGUCUACAGAAAUGAAGCGGAAAUAGGUGAAGCGCUGGAAUGUUCAUUAAAGAGUCUAAACUUAAAAAGAGAGGACGUUUUUGUUACUUCUAAGCUGUGGAAUACUUUUUUCCGCCCUGAGCGUGUCAGGAUAGCCUGUGAAGAAACUUUGAAGAAUUUGCGUCUUAAAUACCUUGAUUUGUACUUAAUUCAUUGGCCUGUUCCAUUCCAAUAUGGUGACUGUCUUUUUCCCACUGAUUCGAACGGGAAUUUCUGUGUAGAUGAAGUACCACAUGAGGAAACUUGGAAGGAAAUGGAAAAAUUGGUUGAUGAUGGCUUAGUUAAAUCUAUUGGUUUAUCAAAUUUCAACAAACGUCAGAUUGAAAAUAUUCUUAAACAUUGUCGUAUUAAACCAGCUAAUUUACAAAUUGAAAUUCAUGCUAAUUUUCCUAAUAUACAAUUAGUUGAAUAUGCACAAUCGAUUGGUUUAACUGUAACUGCUUAUGCUCCACUUGGUUCACCUGCUGCUUCUCCAGGAAGAGUUGAUUUACUCAUGGAACCUUGGGUUUUACAAAUUGCUAAACAUCACGGUAAAACACCGGCUCAAGUUCUCUUGCGUUAUUUAAUUCAAAGAAACUUGAUAAUAGUUCCAAAGUCUGUAACACCGAAACGAAUUGAAGAAAACUUUGAGGUAUUUGAUUUCCAACUUUCAAAAGAGGAAAUGCAUGAAUUGAACACAAAAGGUGUGAAUGAACGUCAAUUCAAAUUGUUGAAAAUGGCUAAUCAUCCCGAAUAUCCAUUCAAAGAUGCCUGUUCAGAAUACCUUUCAAGGAGUACACAUGAAAGUCAACAAGUCUUCCAUAUGUAUACUUUUCCAUCUUCUCAAGAAGUUGAAGUUCAGUUAGAUAUACUUAAUAAAACAUCUACACAGAUUAAUGAUUUAGAAAGACGUUUGGAAAUUUCUCGUGAUGUUUAUCGUAAAGUUUUAUCAGAUCAGUCAGAUAAAUUGCAGAAAUUAAGUAAAAAACUUGGUAAAUGUGUAUUACGUACUCGACCAUACAAUGAAUUGAAACAAAAGCAGAUAUACUAUCAUAAAGAAAUUCAACUAGCUGCUUUGAAGUAUGAAAAUGCUAUAUCGACUUUAAAUGAAGCUCGUAACACUCUGGCUAAGUUGGAAGCAUGUGUUUCAGAUUCUGGUGUUAGAGAUCCAAACAUAUUAGAGUCUCUAAACCAAAGUAUUACGGAUUUUAACAAUGCUAAUAAAUCAUUAAAUAACGCCAAAUUAGAACAUGAAAAACUAAUGGAAAUUUAUGCUGCAAAUGAACAAUCCCUUCGUUGUUUAGAGAAACGUCUUCGUUUUGAUAUACAAAAAGCGAAGCCUUACUACACCAUGUAUGAUCAUUUCAUGUUGAAAAUGGAGGAUGUUAAACAACAUGUUGAAUUAUGUAUAGAUAAAUUGAAAGCAUGUAAAUAUAUUUAUAAUAAUUCAAUGUGUAAAUUAGAAUAUUUAUCAGAUUCAAUUCAUAUUAAAAGAUUAAAACAAAAAUAUAUGAAAAAUGAUUAUUAUAUAAUCAAUAAUAAAGAUAAUCAUGAUUCUAUUAAACAAUGUCCAAAUACAAGUAAUCAAUGUAUCCAUGAUCAUUACCAUUGUAAUAAUAAUAAUAAUAAUAAGGAUAAUCUGGUAACUAAGGGACUAACCCUUAAUCAAUAUAAAUCAGUUCAAUAUAAUAUAAAUGGAUUAGAGAGGAAGGAUAAUAGAUUGAUCAAAGCCAAUAAUGAUGAUUGUUUAAAUAUUAAUGAUGAUAGUGAUGAUCAUAUGAAAAUGGAUAAUCAUCAUGAUAAUAGUUCAACUGUUAAUUGUUUCCCUAUAAUGAAUGGUUUAUUAGAGUCACUUCAUCAAGCUUCCAUUGAGAUUGAUUCCCUACAAAAUUCCCCAUUUCUAUCUUCAAUUGAUUCAAAAGAAGACCAUUGUACUUCCAUGGAUACAAGUACUACUACUACUACUACUACUACUACCAAUACAACAUCAUUAUCAUUAUGUACAGAAUCUUAUUCUCAAUCAUCUCAUACAUCAUCAGCAUCUAUUUCACCAGCAUUAUCUUUUGGCACAUUAACAAGAUCAACAACCACAACAACAACACCCUCAUCAGCAUCAUCAUCAUUUGAUGAACAAUCUUCAACUUUAAUGUUAAUGAACUCCUUCAAUCAUUUAAAUCUAACUAAUAACACUUCACAUUCAUUUCUAUCAAAAGAGAUAUGUUGUAGUAAUUUCACUAUAACAAAUUCUAGUUAAACAGUAUUAACAUUUGUAAAGAUGUCGGUUUUUUCUGUGUCAAUUUCUAAACUACUGUUAAAGUUAUAAGUAGUAUGUUUACUUAUUGAGUAAAUAAUUCUCUCCCAUUUCUAUCAUGACAACAAUAUUUAAAUGGUAUCUACUGAAAUAUUGAAUGUAUAACUGUAAGGAAUUCAUUAGAAGAAAAGACCAUAAACUAUGGAAAAUACUGCUGAUUGAAAGAAUUGAAUGCUUCCAUUAUUUGCUUUCUUUUUUAUUUCGGUUACUUCUACUAUCGUUCAGUAUUUUAUAUAUAGAGACGUUAAAUGUUAGUUACUGGGAUAAGUGCAUUGAAAUGCCCAUAUACUGCUUAUGAUAUUACUAACAUGGGAGUUACUUACUUACUUACGCCUGUU
This is a messenger RNA of Schistosoma rodhaini, 3150 nucleotides long. NCBI's taxonomy places the organism in Eukaryota, Metazoa, Platyhelminthes, Trematoda, Strigeidida, Schistosomatidae. The record is from the annotation of a GenBank genome assembly.